AAAAAGAUUUUUAACUAUGCGGUCUGGGUCCAAUAAUUUGUUACAGCUUGCCCAGAGAUUGGGAGUUGAUUGAUUGAAACGCGGAUGGCCAAAGUCUCCGCUUCUUCUUCUUCUCCUUCUUCUUCUUCUUCAGCAACAGUCUCCAAAGACUUGCCUUCCCAGUAUGCGGAUGCAGCCGAAGGUUUUCUGGUUGACACGGGAAUCUCCGCCUCCUUCUCUGACAAGUACUAUUCUAAGGACUUGUAUUCUGAUCUCAUUCGCUCUCUGCUAAAGACUGAUCAGGUCCGACGUGGCCACGUCUCCUGCGUCUUCUCCGUCCCACCAGCCGUUACCAAUAUUUACAAUGGAUUAUUCGGAGGGGCUAUUGGAGCUAUAGCAGAAAGAGUGGCAAUUGCUUGUGCUAGAACUGUCGUGGCCCAGGAUAAGGAACUCUUUCCUGGUGAAUUGAGUAUGUCUUAUCUCUCAGCCGCACCUCAAACUCUUCUCAGGAAGUUGUGGUUGUUGAUGGGUCUGUUGCGAGGAGUGGCAGAAACAUAACUGUAGUUGCAAUUGAGUUCAGAAUCAAGAAAAACAGGAAGCUGGUGUAUACUGCUCGUGCUACCUUAUAUCACAUGCCCGUCGCCAAGUUAUGAAAUUUCAGUGGUUUGGUAAAUUGUAUCAUUUGCUCUGUGAUGGCUUCCCAGGACAUCCUGAUAUAAUCUAGUUGAUUCGAGUAAUGAAUUGUUAGUUUAUAUGAUUUAUAUGAAUAUUUACAUUGUGGUUAUGUAUGCAAAAUCCUGGUUCGUGAGGGGAUUUUCUUAUAAAAGAAACACUUUUUGAGAA
Hevea brasiliensis (rubber tree) is the source of this 822-nucleotide messenger RNA. RefSeq lists its product as uncharacterized. Gene Ontology annotation, molecular function: fatty acyl-CoA hydrolase activity. The transcript has 3 exons. The coding region runs from base 85 to 537 and encodes 150 amino acids. The record is from RefSeq and is a predicted model, not a curated record. NCBI's taxonomy places the organism in Eukaryota, Viridiplantae, Streptophyta, Magnoliopsida, Malpighiales, Euphorbiaceae.